Molecule: messenger RNA, 1656 nt
Organism: Fusarium odoratissimum NRRL 54006
Lineage: Eukaryota; Fungi; Ascomycota; Sordariomycetes; Hypocreales; Nectriaceae
Product: glucarate dehydratase
Exons: 1
Coding region: 191-1462 (423 amino acids)
Source: RefSeq, a predicted model, not a curated record
GGAUUACUACACCAAGUAAUCAUGCGUGAUACCCGUGAUGGUUACUCAAAGGAAAUGAUGCUUACCCCGCAAACAACAAUGAAAUGGCAGCUCAGCCAUGCACAAUCCCGGGAUAAAUAGUCCACCACUCAAACAAUGCAGUUCCAAUCAGUAGACUCAACAAUCACAAAAUACACACUAGAUCACAAUCAUGGCUCAACGAAGCAUCAUCAAAGACAUUGUCAUCACCCCUGUGGCCUUCCAUGAUAUGCCCCUGCUAAACAGCGUGGGUGUACAUGAGCCAUACGCUUUGCGCAGCAUUAUCGAGAUCAUCACAGAAGACUCAUAUGGUCUCGGUGAAUCAUAUGGAGAUUCGGCACAUCUAGACCGCUUGCAAAAGGCAGCGGAUAAGAUUAAGGGCCUUUCUAUUUACAGCACAAACAUUAUCUACCAAAAAUGCGUUGAGUCACUCAAGACCGACACCUAUACUGGUGGAGAUGGCAUGGGAGGCAUGGUGACUACUGCUUCAGUCGCUGACAAGGUCUUCUCACCGUUCGAAGUCGCAUGUCUUGACUUACAGGGCAAACUAGCUGGUAUAUCCGUUAGUGACCUUCUAGGCGGACGCGUGAGAGACCAAGUCCAAUACUCAGCCUAUCUCUUCUACAAAUGGGGCGGGCACCCUGGUCACGAAGAUGACGAAUACGGCCCGGCGCUAGACCCUCAAGGAGUGGUGAAGCAAGCCAAAAAGAUCAUUGAUGAGUAUGGCUUCAAAGCAAUCAAGCUCAAGGGAGGCGUCUUCCCUCCUGCAGAGGAAGUUGCCGCGAUCAAAGCUCUACAUGAAGCUUUUCCUGAUCUGCCGUUGAGACUUGAUCCAAACGCGGCUUGGACUGUUGAGACUUCAAAGUGGGUCGCAAAAGAGCUUGAUGGUAUUGUUGAGUACUUGGAAGAUCCGGCUGGUGAGAUUGAGGGAAUGGCUGCUGUUGCCAAAGAGGCAUCGAUGCCCCUAGCUACCAACAUGGCAGUCGUUGCUUUCGACCAUCUCCCACCAUCAAUUCUCCAAAACGCCGUACAAGUCAUCUUAUCCGAUCAUCACUUCUGGGGAGGCCUUCGAAAGUCACAAACACUAGCAUCCAUCUGUGCAACUUGGGGUCUGCGCCUUUCGAUGCACUCAAACAGUCACUUGGGUAUCUCACUCGCCGCCAUGACGCAUCUUGCCUCCGCAACACCAAAUCUUGAUUAUGCUUGCGACACUCACUGGCCUUGGAAGCGCCGAGAUGAAGACGUUGUUGUUGACGGCGCAUUGAAGUGGAAGGAUGGCGGUGUUGUCGUGCCGACAGUGCCAGGUCUAGGCGUCGAGCUAGACAGAGAGAGGUUGGCAAAGCUUCAUCAACAGUACCUGGACUGUGGGUUGAAGAAGCGUGAUGAUACUACGUAUAUGAAGAGGUUUCAGCCAGACUUUUCAGAGAAGAUCCCUCGAUGGUAGAUACCGGGCGUUGCUAGCCGGUUUCAAGCAGACCAGUCAUACCAGGACUUUCAUGUAUACAAUAGUCUCUCAAAUUUCUUUAAUCUUGUCCUAUACUGUCUACAGUGUAGCUAACAUGACCCAGAAAUGGGUUUUCCACUAAAAAUAAAACACUUCAUUGAGUAAGCUCUUCUCAUAACAGAGGCCGAUUUCUA